Messenger RNA from Electrophorus electricus (electric eel), 3813 nucleotides. RefSeq names its product centrosomal protein 126 (gene cep126). Gene Ontology annotation, cellular component: ciliary base; midbody; centrosome. Gene Ontology annotation, biological process: mitotic spindle organization; cytoplasmic microtubule organization; non-motile cilium assembly. NCBI's taxonomy places the organism in Eukaryota, Metazoa, Chordata, Actinopteri, Gymnotiformes, Gymnotidae. The record is from RefSeq and is a predicted model, not a curated record.
AAGGUUUUAGCUAAGUAAUUAACAGUUAUUAAUAGUGUUGGCAGAGUCCUGAAACGAAGACUUGUGCAACGCCAACUAAAAAAGCAACCGCUUACUGCUGGAGAUAUUUAUGAAGUAUAAAGUAUAGCCUGCGAACGUAAGGGCUCGGAUGCAGCUAUCCCGUCCGGGUCUGGACCUCCAACAUCACCAUGACGCGACUUGUCUUGUUUGGAUGAGGACAAGGAUGUUGAAACCCGAAAGCUAAGGAAGCUCACCGGCUUGCCAUCCUACCAUUCGGGAUGCAAGUCCUGAAAGAACCUCUCUUCUAUUCAAGCAUUAGGUCCGGUGUGGAUGGGGAGGUUGAGGAUGACAACGAAUUACUGUUUCAGGAACAGAAGUCUUGUCGUGCUCGUGCCCGCAAAUUCUCCUUGGAAACAAAUCGACGCAGAAAGGCUCUGGAAGAGAGGAGAAGGCAGUGGGAUGUCCAGGAGCAGUUACUGCGGGAGAAUAUUUUGCAGCAGCGCAAGCAGAGAUUACUGGAGGACACAGAGCGGUUUCAAAGAGCACACCUCCCACCUUCACAGAAGAGGAGACCAGCCUCUAGUAAAGCAGCAGUCAACUUGGAUGAAGCACUCAGUCAUAUUCACGGGGCCUUGGGCUCAUAUGCUUAUCAGUCUUCAUUCUUAUCUAGUGCCUCCAACCUUAGCAGGAGUGGCACUUCCUCAGCGAAGCCACCAGGGGGCUCUAGUGGCUCUCGCAACCUUCGAGCGCAUUCUGCGGCUGAAACCUAUGUCAAGCUCGUGCAGGAGAGAAACUCAGGUGACUUUAGGACCAGCCAGCUGCAGGAGGCCGAGCUUCCAGUGGAGGACUCUGAACAGGCCCGUCUACAGGAGCAUAAUGAUGCUGUCUUUAGCUGUACAGAAAGCCUUUCUAGCCUGGAUAGCCUGGAGCCUGCCCCAGAGCUUCUCCAUAAGGUCCAUGGUGACAACCCCACCUGCUGCCCUAGCUCCUCUCUGGGACUGCUGGAGGUCCAGGAUGCCAAGAGACCCUCAUCACCCCAGGGGCGGCUCAACUGUCCAUCAUCCAACAAUCCACCAAGGAGGUUCCUGGAGGAGGUGUUAAGUCAGCAGGGCAUCCCCUGUUCUAGGCCACUAUCGCCUGUGCUUAGAGAUGAUGAGUCAUCGGGUGAAGAGCAGAGCGUCCAGGAUCUCACACAUGCAGUGGAGCAGUGCAGCCUGGCGGGGCAGUCCCAGGGCCCCUACACGCAGGCUACUCCCAGCCGUCAGCAGGACUCGGGUGCUAACGCAGGACAUAUGACUUCCUCUUAUGGCUGGGCUGUUCAAGGGAAUACUGAAAGAGACAAAGGCUCUGUAGUUACCCCCUGCAAAACACAGACCGCACCAGAUACAACACCUCUGGAAUUCUCCAGGCUGAUUCAGGAGUCAAACUCUUCCAUCCCGAUGAAAGCACCGGAGGGGAAACAUGCGAAACAUCCACCGGUGACGGAUGCUGCCUGCAGAUAUGGAAAGGGAGAGGAUUUAUUCUGUGUCUCUUCUGGCACUGCUGCCAGUCUAAAUGCUCCAAGUGUUGGGAACCCAGCCUUACUGAAAGCAGCAAUGGAUGGUUCUUUCCAGUCCCAUAGGAGUGAAACAGAUGGAGAUGGCAUCAUUUCCAAGAGAGAAGCCAGACUCGAGAGCUAUGUGGAGAGGUGUAAAAGAGGAGAUCCUUUGGUUCCAAUUGAUGAAUGCACUGAUGUGCGAGUGAGAGAGGCUGCUAUUCCCAAGUCUUCCAGUACCACAGAAGAGCCAGAGUGGAUGUCAGCAAAGUCUGUGGCCAGCCCCCCAACCCGCCGAAGUGGUGACGUGCGCUUCCUCAAAGGGAUUCUUAAGAAGCAGUCCAAGUAUGUGACAAGAAAUGUCAAACUCUCUCAUAGGCCAGAGCAUUUCGUUUUCACCAGACAAGUAGCCAUGUCUAUCAGAGACAGCAUGGAGCUUGCCAGGGCGAAGGUCCGAGAGCCAGACAGCAACGAGGGAAUGAAGAAGAAACUGCGCUGGUUUGACGAGGUGAACGGCAAUGAGGAAGAGGAUGAGGGAGGAGUCGGAAGCAAGCCUCCAGCAACUAAAAAUCAACUAAAUCGUCCACCUCAACAGCCUUUACCAGAUCACCUGCAGGGACCAUACCGCUCAGCCUAUCUAAACGUACCCACAGCCAUACCAAAGACCAGUAUGACUUCCACUGGACCAGACAGCACCAGGCAGGCCUGGGCAGAUGGUGGAUACCAGGAGGGAAGGCAGCAGGUGCGAGAGGAGUCCAGGCCCAAGAGAGCAGCUCCUCAUGUGGCUGCACCCCGAGUUAUCCGGAGGGUGCGCUCAGGCCACGUUUCUUCUCGGGCCAGGAGGGGCACCAUAAUCAGGCCACAGUCCACUAGCGAGGCACAACACGUGAUCGCAACCCAGGGGGUGACCAUGGUGCCUCGACCCCCUCCUCGAUCUGAGGUGGUGGAGGAUGGCUCAAACAAGGCCCUCUUAAACAUCACCAGGACAGCUUACAAUGAAGACUGCCCCACUGGCAAACCGGGGCUGGUGUCAGAGGAGGCUGCUUGUAAGAACAGUCUAGACAGUCAGCCUCUACCUCUGCGACAUGUCCUCCAAACAGAGGAGGCCAGUCCAUUUUCCCCAGCACAACCCUCCUAUGCCUACACAUACGAGACAGUGGCCAAAGGCGUCUAUGCCCUCUUCCAGUCGAACACCGAGGUAGGAGGCGCCAAGAGUGGGCCCCCAUGUGAGAAGAACGGCAUCUGCUUGGAUCGCACACCAACAGAUGAGGAGAUCUCACUGCUGUGGCAUGGAGUUCGUAGUGCUUUAGCCAGCAAAGAUGGUGAGCCUCGAAGCUUCCUGACUAAUGGCCCGUUGUCUGCUUCUGCUCAAGCCCGUGCCAAUUUGUCCCAUGUUGCUGUCAGUGGCAUCAAAGCAGUCACAAGAAUGGGGGGCAUUUUUCUCACCCCUUCCAACACGAGGACUCCAGUGAGGAGACCUACUGUGGAGAAUACUAUGGUAAAGAGCAGAACACAUAUUGAUCAUGGCAGGAGCCAAGCUGCAGCACCAGGGGACAGGUGCAAGUCUCGUUUUUUUUAUCAGGCUAUAGUGCCAAUAAGUGGAUACAAGACUGACCAGAUAGUGCAUGAUGAAGGCCCAGUAGUAAUGGAGAGCGAUGGGCAGGCGGCCCUGGACGUGGCUCAAUCCCAGAGGGCCGGCUUGGUUCAGCAGAAGCGAGGCCAGGCGUUCGGCCUCAGUGCCCUCUCACUGGAGGAGCAGAAGCUCCUGCAGUCCCUCGACAGGCUGAACGAGCGCCUGCACAAUGUGCAGGAUGUGGCUAUGUGUAACGCUGCACUCAAGGGUGUCUUUGCCCUGGACCCUGCAUAUAACCAGUCGCCCCAGCCAAGUGAGGCUUUGGGUGUUACCCUGCACCGAUACCAUGUGGGCUCAGCCGACAGCCGCUCCCGCACUCACAGACGCUACUGACUUCAGCUCCCAGAAUGCACCUCUCUCUCUGCCUGCUGCUGGUGGCCUGCCCCUUCCUCACAAGCACUUUAUCAUUUUAACUUACACCAAAUCAAACAGGCAGGCAGUAUUGCUGGGCAGGAUAGUUUUUGAAUCGAUUGUCUUUGUAGACUUUUGUUUAGAUUGAAAUUUAUAACUAGGCUGCUGUAAAAUAACAGCCAUAUAGACCAUAUUAAAAACAAUAUUUACAUUUGCUUGAGAUUAAUGAAGAUAAUUUCAUGUGUGGUUUGCUCCCUAGUUAGUACAAAUCUUAUUUUUGUAUUUUGAGGUCAUU